Molecule: messenger RNA, 1628 nt
Organism: Arabidopsis lyrata subsp. lyrata
Lineage: Eukaryota; Viridiplantae; Streptophyta; Magnoliopsida; Brassicales; Brassicaceae
Product: cytochrome P450 71B35
Exons: 3
Coding region: 28-1533 (501 amino acids)
Molecular function (GO): heme binding; iron ion binding; oxidoreductase activity, acting on paired donors, with incorporation or reduction of molecular oxygen
Source: RefSeq, a predicted model, not a curated record
UUCCCUUCAUCGGCCAUCAAAUCAGAAAUGGCUUACAUUUGGCUUCUUCCACUUAUCUUCCUCGUCUGUAUUCUUUUCGCCGUUUUCAACCACAAGAAACAUCGGGAAUAUCGGCAGUUACCGUCUCCUCCUGGCUUUCCAAUCAUCGGAAACUUACACCAGAUCGGAGAAUUACCACAUCAGUCUCUAUGGAAACUCUCAAAGAAGUAUGGUCCGGUGAUGCAUUUGAUGCUUGGAAGAGUCCCAACAGUCGUUGUUUCUUCCUCGGAUACAGCAAGACAAGUUCUGAGAGUUCAUGAUCUCCUUUGUUGUACUCGUCCAAGCUUGACAGGACCAAGAGAGCUUUCUUACAACUAUCUAGACAUUGCUUUCUCACCUUUUGAUGAUUAUUGGAAAGAAGUAAGGAAGCUCUGUGUUCAAGAACUAUUCAGUACUAAACAAGUUCACUCGAUUCAACCGAUUAAGGACGAGGAGGUCAAGAAACUGAUCGAUUCGAUCGCCGAAUCAGCUUCUCAGAAGACUCCAGUUAACUUGAACAAUAAGUGUCUUGCUCUAACUGUAAGUGUAGUAUGCAGGACAGCUUUUGGGGUGAGUUUUGAAGGAACUGUACUCAACAAUGACAGAUUCAAUAAAAUAGUCCGGGAGGCGCUCGAGAUGUUGGGAAGCUUUUCUGCCUCGGAUUUCAUUCCGUAUGUCGGAUGGAUCAUCGAUUUGUUGACGGGUUUGCAUGGAAGGAGAGAAAGAAGCAAGAGAGAUCUCAAUGCAUUCAUUGAACAAAUGUUUGAUCUUCAUAAACAGGGAAAGAAACAGGGGAGUGAAGAUUUUGUGGACUUGCUCUUAAGGUUGGAGAAAGAAGAAGCAGUUCUUGGAAAUGAUAAACUCACAAGAAACCAUAUCAAAGCAAUCUUGCUGGAUGUUCUUCUUGCGGGAAUCGAUACUUCUGCGAUAACAAUGACAUGGGCAAUGACAGAGCUUGCAAGAAACCCACGAGUGAUGAAGAAAGUUCAAUCUGAAAUAAGAACUCAAAUGGGGAACAACAGAUCAAUGAUCAGCUUCGAAGACACAGAUCAGCUCGAGUACUUGAAAAUGGUGAUCAAAGAAACAUGGAGAUUACAUCCUACAACACCACUUCUGCUUCCAAGAGAAGCAAUGUCUGAAUUUGAGAUCAACGGCUACACGAUUCCUGUCAAGACUCGGCUUCAUGUGAAUGUUUGGGCUAUUGGUCGUGAUCCUGAUACUUGGAAAGACUCUGAAGUGUUUCUCCCGGAGAGGUUUAUGGAUAAUAACAUUGAUGCAAAGGGACAGAACUUUGAGUUGUUACCGUUUGGUGGCGGUCGGAGAAUCUGUCCUGCAAUAUACAUGGGGACAACAAUGGUGGAGUUUGGUCUAGCUAAUCUCUUGUAUCAUUUUGAUUGGAAGUUACCAGAAGGCACGACGGUCGAAGAUAUCGACAUGGACGAAGCUCCUGGACUCACUGUGAACAAGAAAAAUGAACUCCUACUUGUGCCAGAGAUGAGAAGAUCGUGUGGUUGAGAUUAGAGCUGACUCAAAUCGACGGUCGUUGUUCGUGUUUGACUUCGUCAACGGUGUUUCUCUUUAUCUCUCUGGCAUAGUUUUUUAUUUUUAAU